UUCUUCUGUGUGAUUGAUGUUAUUAGGCACCAUGGCAUCUUUCACGCCUUUUGACAUGGCUGUUGACGACCUGAAGAGAUUGAACAGUUAUGUGGUGCAGGGAAUGGACGUGAUACGCGGCGUUGCUGUGGAUAUCUGCAGUGUAGGGACAGGUGACAGCGUAAACGAAGACGUGGAGGCGUUGAAAAGUUACACCGAGGCUGUGAUCAAGGAAGAAUACGACGCCGCCAGUUUUGUGGAAGCAGCUUCACACCUUAAAAUACAGGCCCGGCAGGCUACUGAAGCAGGUCAGCAACUGGAUUGGAAGCGAGAGCUUGCCUCCGCUUAUGAAGCUGCUAAACAGCGACAAGGAAAUGCGGCCAAUCACAUGGCGUACAAGGAUGUCCUCCGGAUUACUAGCAGAGCCGAGGAAGAAGUUACAUCAUCCCAAGGCGCUGAUGACAUUAUUAUGACUGAGGACCUCGGGAACACUCAAUGGAAGGACCCCAUCACCCAGAAGGACAUCGAAGUGCCCGUGAAGAACACGAAGUGUGGCCACAUCUAUGACAAAAGCAGCAUCAGCGUCUACAUCAAAGGCACCCGACACCCUAGGUGCCCGUAUUUGGGUUGUGCUAACAAAACUCUAUUGAACAUGAAAGAUCUUGUGGACGACCACUUCGUUGCAAGAAUACUCAGCGAACGAUCUCAACCUAAAGAUUGAGCACUGCAUCCAAUCCCAUGUCUCGUUUAAUGUAUGUGUUCACAAAUAAAAUGAAUAUUGCCCUUUUCUAUAGAA
Rhipicephalus sanguineus (brown dog tick) is the source of this 775-nucleotide messenger RNA. RefSeq lists its product as uncharacterized. The record is from RefSeq and is a predicted model, not a curated record. Lineage: Eukaryota; Metazoa; Arthropoda; Arachnida; Ixodida; Ixodidae. The coding region runs from base 17 to 700 and encodes 227 amino acids. Gene Ontology annotation, biological process: protein sumoylation; double-strand break repair via homologous recombination. Gene Ontology annotation, cellular component: Smc5-Smc6 complex; nucleus. Gene Ontology annotation, molecular function: SUMO ligase activity; zinc ion binding. The transcript is spliced from 5 exons.